AUGGCGUGCCCCUACUCUUCUCGCAAAGGUUACAGUACGCUUGAUACACAACAUGAAUACCUAAAGUUGGUGGACAAUCCUUCAGAGAUUGACCUAUCACUGGAUGCUAAUAUGGAUCAGACCACAUCCCUUUACUUCUGGCAAUUGUAUAGUAUAUGGGGAAAAGACCCAAUUUUGGAUAUCUGCGAGGCAUUCUACAAGUCUAUCUAUUCUGUGUCGGAAGAAAAGGGCGAUGAGAUUGGCGAUGUGGAACUGAAACAAGCCUUUGAACGAUUGGACACUAUGCGGCACCACAUCAACGUCCAAGCAGCCUACUGGAUUGAUGCCAUGGGAGGCGGGCGGGCCUAUCAUGGUGGUCUUUUUCGGCUCAGGUAUCAUCACACUGGCCGAGCUGGUCCCAAAGUCAUGACUGCCGAUAAUGCCAGGCGAUGGAUGCGUCACAUGCAUGGAGCGAUCUGCCAGAAUCACAAGCACUUUGAACAAGACCAUCGAAUAUUGCCUUGCGUCAUCUCCUUUUUGGAAACCAAGAUGAAGUCCUAUGCUGACCUACACGAGUUUGAAUUCGACGCCAGCGACUUUGAUUUGGAGAAAUUCCAACAGGCACCCCAUCAAUAG
This is a messenger RNA of Cylindrotheca closterium, 615 nucleotides long. The record is from the annotation of a GenBank genome assembly. NCBI's taxonomy places the organism in Eukaryota, Bacillariophyta, Bacillariophyceae, Bacillariales, Bacillariaceae.